AAGGCUGGGAGACAGUGGAAGGGGAUGAUAGGGCUCGGCAGCCUCCAAGCCUGGCUGGGUCCCGUGGCACCCGCUGGAUGCCCCACUGAACUUCACUCUUAAGAGAGCAAGACCCCAGCCUGUGGCUCUCAGUGCCCUUGCCAUCUCUACAGGAAGCAAGAUGGAGACCUGGACCCCACCGGGCUGCUUCUCAAAGGGCCUCCUGUUCUCAGCCUUGUUCCUGGCCCUUGAGCUGCCCCAAGGCUCACAGGCAGCCCUCCACAUCGAGAUGAUCCCAGAGCAGCCUCAAAAGAACCAGGACCUUCUUCUGUCCCUUCACGGUGUUCCCAGCACUGCUCAGGAUUUCAUCUGGUACCUGGGGGAGGAGGCUUCUGGAGGCACAAGGCUGUUCUCUUAUAUCCCCGGACUACCACGGCCCCAGAGGGAUGGCAGUGCCAUGGGACAGCGAGACAUUGUUGGCUUCCCAAAUGGUUCCAUGCUGCUUCGAAAUGCCCAACCUUCAGAUAGUGGCACCUAUCAGGUGGCCGCCACCAUGAACCCUGCCUGGACAAUGAAGGCCAAGAUUAACGUCCAUGUAGCUGGUGCACGCGAGGUCUCCUCACUCCUCCCUGUCCAUGCCGGGAUCACGGUAGCCAUCAUCAUUGGGAGUCUUGCUAUCGGGUCACUACUUGUAUGUGGCAUUGCCUAUGUCCUGGUCACUCGAAGCCGGAAGGGCCGGAGCCCCAGGAAUCCAGCCACAGAGAAGCCAGAAGUGAACCUGAGUCCUGAAUCUGGUGACAGCAACAUCUAUGAAGUGAUGCCAUCUCCAGUCUUCCUGGUGUCUCCCAUCAGUGACAUGGAGCAAGGAAGCCCACCCAUGAGUCAGCCUCCACCACCUCCACCAGCAUCUCAGGAGCCAGAGCCAGAGCACCAGCACUAUCAGGACCUACUAAACCCUGACCCAGCCCCAUACUGCCAGCUGGUGCCAACUUCCUGAUGGACCCUCGGCCCAGCCUGCACAGAAGACAGAAUCUCAACUUCCAGACCCCACCCCUCAGGGCUUCACACCUAUAGAAAGGACACAUGGGACACCCACAGGACAACGCUGCAGGGAAACUGGCAAGAUGGGCUCUGCCAUAGACUCAGCAUGACAUGGAGUCAGUGCCUCUCGGGAUGAGAGACUGACAACCCCAGAUCCCCAAUGUCCCAACAACCUUCAGUCUGUGCCUCUUGGGCCACCUGCCUCUAAGAAAGCAGGCUCCUGCCCCACCCAAGGCCAGCGGCCCCAUCCAGGUAUUUGAGUGAUGGGAAGAAGGCCUUGGUACUCCACCAUAAAAUUCCAUCCAGCUUUAACCAGUUACCCAGAAGCCCUUUCCUUGGGAAGAAAGCACUACCAGGAAGGCCGCACAACCACCGGAGGUUCUCAACCUGUGGGUCAAACCUCUUCAGAGAGUCAAAUAAUUGUUUCAUAGGGUUUGCCUAAGACCAUCAGAAAUGCCAGAUAUGUAGAUUAUGGCUCAUAACAGUAGCAAAAUUACAGUUGUGAAGUAGCAACAAAAUUAUUUUUAUGGUCGGAGGUUGUGGUGACAACUUGAGGAACUGUAUUAAGGGUCUCAGCAAUACAAAGGUUGAGAGCCACUGCUCAUAGAGCCAAACACCUGUCAGGAAGAUAACAGCCUUGGGCAAAUUAACUGCCCGACCCCUGACCUGCUUCAAAAUCAGCCACACAGAGGACUGGGACUGUACAGCACAGCUGUAGAGCGCCUGCCCAGAGCCCACCCGUGAGGGACUGAGAACAUGGGGGCGCGGCUCUGCAGAUGGGCUGCUUGCGGAACUGGAGAGAGGCCUGGGUUUAAUCCUCAACCGCAGGGGGACAAAACAGUAGUUAGUCCUCAGCCACUGGGAAGACGUGACACGUGACACGCCUGGAGGAAGUCUCUGGAAGCUUGAAAGCUCAAGAAACUGCCCCACCCUGUGGCCUCUGGGCCCAAGGAUCAGUGACGGCCACUUUGGACUCACGGCGUUUGAUUGUAAGAUGAUAAACUGUAGUUGUUUUAAGCCACUCUUUGAUAGCAGGUUGUUCCAGCAAACAGGAAAUGGGGAUGCUGAAGGAUCCCAGGGAGGGGACGUUACAACCACAGCUGAUUGGCAAUAUGCAAAUGAGCCCCUCGGAGGGACUUCCCCAGGCUUUGAUCUCAUACAACCAGUGCAUGACUAAGCUGGCCAUCCAGAUCAACCAUGUGACCUGAGGGCCAGAGGAGACAGAAGGAGUGAAUAAACCAGGGCUUAAUUAUGUCUUUUUAAAAGUUCUUCUUUUGAGACAAAGUCUCUCUGUGUAGCCCUGGCUGUCCUGCAAUUUGCUUUGUAGACCAGGCUGACCUCAAACUCACAGAGAUCCACCUGCCUCUGCCUCUUGGUUGCUGAGUUAAAGGCGUGUGCUACCAGCAGCCAGCCAAAUUUAUAAUUUAAAAAAAAAAAUUUAUUUGAGUGUGUGUCUGCAUGUGCGUGUGCGUGCGUGCGUGCGUGCAUGCGUGCGUGCAUCUGUGUCUGUGUCUGUGUCUGUGUCUGUGUGUGUUUUCAAGUUCGGUUAGAUGAUGUUCACACUGUGCUCUUUCUCCCUCUUCUGGCCUUAGGUGGAAUUGCAUUUCCACAGCCCCUAAUUAGAAUGCAAAAAGCUCUGAUUAAUGAAAUGUGGGUGCAAGCAGUGCCCAGUAGUCCAGGUGCGCCAUCACUUUCCCUCCAGACUCCAGUCACAGUGACUAGCCCUGUCAGUCAGGUUCCUGAAUGAGCCCACCUAAAGCUGAGUUCUCCUGACCCUUUUCAUAGCUGUCUACCUGAGACCGAAGUAUCACAGGAGUGAGAAAUAUAAACCCUAAAUGAGCCACGCUGUGAGUAAAAUGGGGCUUCUUAUUACUGCACCGUAGCCCAGCUCAAUCUGACCACAGGUGAGGAGACCCAGCCUUCUCAACAUAAAAACUACAUUUCCCAGGAGUCCUUGCAACUAGAUCUGGCCACCUCGUGGUUAAGUUCAAUAUAAUCAAAAAUGGAAGUUGUAUAAACAGUUCACAGAGAGGUCUUCCCUGCAAGAAACAGAGCAAGUGAGAGAGUUGGGGUCCUGGGGAUGCUGUAGACAGAUUCACCAUGCUAAUUAGAGAGAGAUCUGAGCAAAAACUCCCUAACUUAAGUGACUUCUCUGGGGAGUCACAAUUUUCCAGGCUCUUUCUAAACACGUUUAACCCACAUCCAAGCAGCAUUUUCCAGAUAGGGCGUCUAAGUCUAACUGCUCCACUCUCACAGGACAGUCUGGAGAAUGCUGCACUAGUCAUAGUGUCCCUAAUAAAUGCAUUCAAAAUAUAUGCAUUUAUUAAGUAUAUAGCAAGCC
Messenger RNA from Mus musculus (house mouse), 3361 nucleotides. It is a transcript of the gene Ceacam19, whose product is annotated as CEA cell adhesion molecule 19. NCBI's taxonomy places the organism in Eukaryota, Metazoa, Chordata, Mammalia, Rodentia, Muridae. The transcript has 7 exons. Bases 161 to 976 code for a protein of 271 amino acids. The record is from RefSeq and is marked provisional.